Molecule: messenger RNA, 964 nt
Organism: Rana temporaria (common frog)
Lineage: Eukaryota; Metazoa; Chordata; Amphibia; Anura; Ranidae
Product: olfactory receptor 1019-like
Exons: 1
Coding region: 1-942 (313 amino acids)
Biological process (GO): sensory perception of smell; G protein-coupled receptor signaling pathway
Cellular component (GO): membrane
Molecular function (GO): odorant binding; olfactory receptor activity; G protein-coupled receptor activity
Source: RefSeq, a predicted model, not a curated record
AUGAACAACGCCAACAAGACGCAAGUAAUUGUCUUUGAACUUUCUGGUCUAACUGAUGACAGAGAAUUUGCUCCGUUCCUGUUCAUAUUCUUUUUGCUUGUCUACAUAAUAACCAUAUGCGGAAAUAUUGGAAUAAUUGCUGUUGUUCAAAUCUCGCCCAGCCUCCACACCCCGAUGUACUACUUCUUGAGUUACCUCUCUGUGGUGGACCUCUUCUACUCCUCAGUUGUUACCCCCAAAAUGUUGUCCGAUCUUCUGUCUGACAAGAAACUAAUAUCAUUCAUUGGUUGCGCCCUUCAGUUCUACUUCUAUGUUGCUCUAGCCAGUGUGGAGGUCUUCGUCCUUUCGAUCAUGGCGUAUGACCGAUAUGUCGCCAUUUGCCACCCUCUACACUACGUCCUAAUAAUAACCAUGAAGAAAUGUCUUGGUCUUGUCCUUCCCACCUUUUUUGUUGGGUUUGUGCAGUCAUCGGCACAGACCAGUUGCAUCUUCAGUCUCAAAUACUGCGGAUCCAACCUUGUAGACCAUUUUUUCUGCGACCUCGCUCCAGUGGUUAACUUGUCCUGUUCGGAAACCCGUACCUGCACCACCAUCAGCCUUUUCUUCGUGUGUUUUUGUAGUUUAACUUCAAUGACAACCAUUCUGGUCUCCUACACCCUCAUCAUUUCUUCUAUCUUACGGAUAAACUCUACGGCUGGCAGGAGGAAAGCGUUCAAUACCUGCUCCUCCCAUCUCAUGUGUGUUAUCGUCUUCUAUGUUACAGUUUUCUUCACCUAUCUUCAUCCAUCCUCUACUACCCUCAAGAAACAAGACUUGGUGGCUUCUGUCGUCUAUGCGGUGGUGACCCCAAUGUUGAAUCCUCUUAUCUACAGCCUAAGGAACCAAGAGGUGAAAAAGGUCAUCAAAAGACUGGUGAAAAAAAGUCCUAAAGAACCUAUAUGACAGUGUGAUUUCUAUCGAGCUU